AUGCCUGAGAGGCUCUACAAGCUGCAAAUCAGUUCCUGCCGAAAUCUUUCGGUCAGGUACACCUGCCGAUUUUUCAUCGGAAUCGACAACGACGAUAAGUUCAAAGUUGCCAAGCGCAUCAUCGGUGCAAACGGCAGCAACAUGAAGGAGAUCGUCAAAAAGUCGGGCGAUGUCGCCAAGCUGCGGCUGCGUGGCAAAGGUUCAGGCUUCGCCGAGCGCGACACGAACGAAGAGUCGCCAGAGCCGCUACAGCUCUGCAUCUCUUGUCCCACCCAGCACGGCUACGAAAUCGCUCGGACGUGCGUUGAAGACCUUCUGCUCAACGUUUACGACGAGUACGAAGACUAUUGCGAAGAGCAUGGUCUGGAGUGCGAACCGCCCAUCAUCCGAAUGACGGAGAGGCAUUUGGCCGGAGAUGGCGGCAGUGGGGGUGGAGGGGGCAGCGCCAGCAAUAGGCCUGCGAACAACAGGGGAAAGAGAAAGCCGAAAGCCAAAGCUAGUGCGGCACCCAGGGUGGAAGACAGCGACAGAGGAGAUCCGCCAGACGGCGCCCCUUCCGUCGAGGAGAUUGAGCAGCUGAUAUCCGACAGAAAUGCCUGUCGCAAGCGCGGAGAGUAUAGCAAGGCAGAUGAGAUUCGGGAUGAGCUGAAAGGUCGUGGCGUCGUCCUGAGCGACGAGAAAGGAGCCCACGGCGAUGGGUUGACCGUAACUUCCUGGAGGAAGAAGCUCAAGCAGAUCGACGAGUUGGCUUCCAAAGAGCGCGCUGGACAGAGCCUCAAUGCAGAGCAGAAAGGAAAGCUGCUGAAGAGGGUGGAAGUGGAGGCAGAGAUCGAGGAGCUGCGGAAGGUCACUUCGUACCUGCCCCAAGAGCAAGAAGCCGAAGAUCCGGAUCCGAUUCGCCACGUGGACCACGUGGGCGUUGGCGCCGCAUCGGGUCAGGGUGACUCAGACAAGCCACUGGCAAAGAACAAGAAGGUCUUGAACUUGCAGAAGAAGCUCCGCGAGAUUGCCAGCCUGGAAGACAAGAAAAAGUCUGGCGAGCUGCCUGGCAGUACAGAUCGGGGAAGCUUCACAUUGGGACCGGGUGCUUUGCUGGGUAGUGCUCGAGCUAAGUCCCUGGACAAGCUGCAAGAGUCAAAGAUCCAGAAGCGCAAGGAGAUCGAGGCACAGAUCCAAGCGGUGGAAGAGCCAGGCCAAGACCAAGGCUUGGAAGGCGAGCUGCCGGCCUCCAGCACCGAGCGCCUUGGGGAUGGAGAUGGCGAGCUGCCGCCAGGGCCAGGCGAUGCUGAUGGUUUCGAAGGCACAUGUGCCGGCGCGCGGCCUGCCACUGAAGGCCGAAUUGGUUGGUGGAAGCUCUUUGAUGGCAUGGCAUAUGUUUUUGUGCCCGUGGCCAAUUUGAGUAUCGGCGAGGAGUACUGCGGGGCCUUCGCCGUGCAAAAACCGGUGACUACGCCGAAGACCAAAGACAAGGCCAAGUUCGAUCUUAUCCACGACUUCGAGUUCUUCCUGUGGUCAACUUGGCGGGACAACUUCGACGCCAUCAAAUGGAAGAUCUCGGAUGCGGUGAACGUUGAACGCGGUUCCUUCCACUUGGAGACGGAAGACGGGGAAAAGCUUCCCUUUGACGCAGAUUGCAUUGAGAUGCACGAGGCGCUCAGCAAAAGGGCUCGAAGUCCGAUGUUAGAAGAGUGUCUUGGACCAAACCCGUGGCGGCUGGGCGGGCUAGGAGAUCCCGAGGCUGCAACAUGGAAGGUUUGCCCGAGUGAGAGUCCUUGA
Symbiodinium sp. CCMP2456 is the source of this 1776-nucleotide messenger RNA. The record is from the annotation of a GenBank genome assembly. Lineage: Eukaryota; Dinophyceae; Suessiales; Symbiodiniaceae.